AAGAAGGAAGCCACAAAACAAAAAAUUACACGGUCGAGGAGCAGAGGUCCGCGCGAUCUGAAGCUGAAAGUGGAAAGAAAACCCUCGACUCGACCCUCGUCUCCCUCACCCAGGCGGCCCUCGGCAAUCUGAUCUGAAGACUGAAGCUUCUGAAGGUGCUCUUCUUCGCCAUGGCCUCUCCCUCUUCAAUAAUCGACCCUGCCUCGCAAGCCAGAUCUUCUGGUGUGCUGAACUGACUUCAGUACUACCAAUCCUCCGCAAUGUAAUUAGAGUUACCCUUCUUGGCGAAUUUUUCUUUCCUUCUGCUCCCCAACUUUCUGUCUCCGCCAUGGCCAACAACUCCAAAGAAGAGCCCAGAACUGCUCCCCAGUCCGAUCGCUGGUACAAUCUUACGCUUGGUCCUUCCUUCAAAGAUGAAUCUUCCAACAAAUAUUGCACUCUUCGUUAUGAAUUUAAACCAGCUUCCGUUGAUAAGACUAAGCCAGGAUUACUUCGCAAGACCAAGGAAAAUAGGGUCUCUGUGGAAUUUCAGAACAACCAAAUUGGAAAACCUAAAGUGACAUUUGAGGGGAGUAGCGAGGAAUACAAGGAAAAUGAUGCUGUAUUGUUCUUUGAUGGUGAGACAUUCCGAUUGGAGCGGCUUCAUAGAGCUGUAAAGCAGCUGCGGCAUCUUCGCUUGCCUGGCGAAUCUGCAGCUGCUGCCGCAGCAGGAGCUGUUGCUGCUCCAUCUGGACCAGCUUUGGAUAUUCGGUCAUCUCCUAUUGGGAAGGCUACAAAGCCCCCAACUUCAGGCAGAAGCUCGUUUCAGACAGUUGAGGUGGAACGUAUUGAUAUUGGUGAACCAGAGAAUACUGGUGUCAAAUCCAGUGCGAAGGUGUUAGCUGAUAACCCAAAUGAACCUCCUACUGUUGGUACCACCUCACCAGGAUCUAAAAAUGAAGUUGAGGAACAUCAAGAUAUAGAUAUUGAUGAUCUUUUUGGUAGUGGAAUGCCCGAGGAGGACAAUGCUGUUGAAGAAAAAGAUAAUGUUGGAUUUGACAUGAACCUUCCUCGUCAAAAUGACACGGAUGAUGAGAUUGCUGAUGUGGAUGAUAGUGGAGAUGAGGUUGAUAAAGGACCCAAUGCUGCAGAAGCUCUCAGAGCCCAGGUGAAUGCUGAGGGAAGGGAUGAACAGUCUUCUAGUUCUACUAGUAGUAGUGGAAGUGGAAGUAGUGGGAGCGGGAGUGGGAGCAGCAGCAGCAGCAGUGACAGUGAAGGCAGCGAUGAAGACUCGGUUACCUCAGUCUAGGAGAUUGCGUUAGUGGUAUCUUCUUUCCUUCCCUCCUUUGGUAAUUUCAUGCGAACAGUACGAGACACAGAGUAUCGAGCAAAUAAUUAUUAGGGAGAAUGACAGAGGUUCCAAAAGGAUUAAUUAAUUCUAGUUAGGUCUCAAGUGUUAAAAUCUAGAAGUUUGCGAUUCAAUCUCUCAAUUUUGUAACUGCAUUAUGAUGAAUUUACAAUUUGUUUUUCAAAUUUUAAAUGGUUGAAAAAUAAAAAAAAUUAUUUUUCUUAUUAAAAUUUAGAAUACAAGUUGCAAAUUUAUCACAAUACAGUUGUAAAAUUGGGAGAUUGAGUUAUAAAUUCUUAAAAUUUAAAUUUUGGGACCUAACUUGGAUUAAUUGGUCCUUUUGGGACCUCUAUGUCAUUCUCCCUGAUUAUUAAGUAAUCCCUGGCUUAAAGCCAUCUUGUUUCUGAGAGGAGGGAAUUUUGUUAACCUUGACAUUAAUGUGAUUAUCAAUUUGGUGGGGGUGCUCAAUUAUUUCAUGUAUGAAGUAUUCUCUCUUAUAACCCUGUUUAUUUUUGCAUUGGUGUUCAAAUGUAAAGCUGAUUAUGUCAUUCUCCCUAGUCAUUAAGCAAUCACUGCCUUAAAGCCAUCUUGUUUCUGAGAGGAGGGAAUUUUGUUAACCUUGACAUUAAUGUGAUUAUCAAUUUGGUGGGGGUGCUCAGUUAUUUCA
Prosopis cineraria is the source of this 1994-nucleotide messenger RNA. RefSeq lists its product as uncharacterized. The transcript is spliced from 5 exons. Bases 329 to 1288 code for a protein of 319 amino acids. Gene Ontology annotation, cellular component: super elongation complex. NCBI's taxonomy places the organism in Eukaryota, Viridiplantae, Streptophyta, Magnoliopsida, Fabales, Fabaceae. The record is from RefSeq and is a predicted model, not a curated record. Gene Ontology annotation, biological process: positive regulation of DNA-templated transcription; regulation of transcription elongation by RNA polymerase II. Gene Ontology annotation, molecular function: transcription elongation factor activity.